ACAACACAACGACACCACAACAACUAUUCAACAGACCCAAUAAUUAAAAUCUCUCCAUCGUUCCACUACGGUAUCCUUUGGAAGUACCAUGUCGGACCUAUCCGCCCUUCAACCAACAAUAUUCUUUGCCUCUUGUACACUCAAGAGCUUGGUGUGGCUGCCAUGGUAUUUUCUGCCCGAGUUGUUUCACACAAAGCCACAAGAUUUUGAUGACGAAGACGAUCCGUUGCUCCAAGAUCAUCACGUGCUAUUGAUGGAACGCAUUUGUCACAGUGCCAACAUUUUUGCCCUUGUCGGCUUGGUGUCCUUUUAUUGGGUCAAUCCACGGUUGUUUCAGUACCGACAGUACGGUGGGUGGUUGACGGCAUUGCUGCUUCUGCAGUGUACGUCGUGGCUGGUACAGGAAUUUGGCAAUCCACUAACAAACAGCAAAGAAGCGACACAACCGCCACAUCCUUACGACGAUGAUAUCUACGCCAGCACAGUCGAACCAGACGAAGACGAAGAGCCGCAGCCGGUAAUGAUUCGAACGACUACCGAAAUGCUACAGACCCAUCGCAUCUUUGCCACUGUGGGCGUCCUUCUGAUUCAAGCGUACAGUCUCUACUACGGACACAUUCCCACACUGUUACGAUUGGCGGCCGAACCAUUCUUUGUCUUUUUGGCACUCCUCACCAUGAUGCUCGAAAUACACGUGGUUUGUGCGUCUGUGUGGAUGGUCAGUACAGAGCAUCAUCUAUCGCAUCACCUCCACUAUUGGCUCCGCGUUGUCUUCUGCGGCACAUUGACGGCCGUGAUUCUGGCCGCGGCAGGGUGGCAUCGACGGGUCCAUACGGCACAAGCCAAACUGCUACGAAAACAACUCAAGACGGUCAACAAAACACCCAAAAUGAAAUUUGUAUAACGAACAAGCUAGAAAUGCAACAAGUAGCAAUUCCAAGAAAGAGGAACAUGACAAGCAAAACAAAACAAAACAAUGUAGAAACAGUUGGCUGGCUGGGGAAAUAAUAUGCUACAAUCUGCAGAAAUGAAAGGACCCUGUGCAAAAUGGAAAGAAAGACACAAUCCACCUGGCAAUAACUUACUUACUUGCAAAAAAGCAAUGGUAGGCCAGCGGUCCAUAACUUGCGGUCAAAUUUUGCAUCAUGUCUACCCGUUGCUUUGGAUGGCUACGAUACUACAACUGUUUUGUUGCUUCAGCUUCUCCCUGUGCUGGUAAAGGCAAGCCCACCUUGGCAUGUCUUGUUGGUGUCUGUCUUUGGUCUCAUGAACACAUGACAAAAGAAUGCUGGCUAGUAGCUUAUGCACAUCUAUCUAGUCCUCCCUACAACUCUGUUGUCGUCAGUUUGGAAGAGUACAAUGGAAGCAUCCUGACAGCUUGGUCUGGCUACCAGUAGGUCAAUAUUGCCGUAUGACCGAAUCGAAACAAACGUUUUGUCACUGUCAAUGUUACUAUCUAUCCAAUU
Molecule: messenger RNA, 1466 nt
Organism: Seminavis robusta
Lineage: Eukaryota; Bacillariophyta; Bacillariophyceae; Naviculales; Naviculaceae
Source: the annotation of a GenBank genome assembly